Molecule: messenger RNA, 3471 nt
Organism: Gigantopelta aegis
Lineage: Eukaryota; Metazoa; Mollusca; Gastropoda; Neomphalida; Peltospiridae
Product: cysteine--tRNA ligase, cytoplasmic-like
Exons: 20
Coding region: 142-2337 (731 amino acids)
Biological process (GO): cysteinyl-tRNA aminoacylation
Cellular component (GO): cytoplasm
Molecular function (GO): cysteine-tRNA ligase activity; ATP binding
Source: RefSeq, a predicted model, not a curated record
CAGCUGCAUCUAUAACCGGUUGCAUCACAUUUGUUUCGUUUUCAGUUUCUAAGUCCUCCUUGAUUGGUAUAAAUACGGAUUGCAGCUCGCAGUCAUCUAUUGCAUCUUCCAGGAAGAACAUAGAGCAAGCUAUCAGCAGUCAUGUCUGACUCAACAAGUAAGAUGAAGAGAACUCAACCUUCGUGGAUGCCACCUAGCGGAUCUGGAGAAACCAAACUCAAGCUGUAUAACAGUUUGACUCGGCAGAAGGAGGAGUUUAUACCGCAGAAUGGACGUCGUGUUCUCUGGUACAGCUGUGGUCCCACUGUCUAUGAUGCAUCUCAUAUGGGACAUGCCAGGACGUACAUUUCGUUUGACAUUCUGCGGCGGGUAAUGAACGAUUUCUUCAACUAUGAUGUGCUCUAUUGCAUGAACAUCACCGAUAUCGAUGACAAGAUCAUUGUUCGAGCUCGACAGAAUUAUUUACUGGACAAAUACACAGGUGAAUCUCGUCCGCUGAAAACAGUGCUUGCUGAUAUAAAGGAGGCCAUGAAGCCAUUCACUGAGAAGCUGGAGAAAGAGACCGACCCUGACAAGAAGGUCAUGAUGGAGAAAAUCAAGGCCAAGGUCACUGAAACCCUCAAGGACAUUGAGAAGGUCAUGAGUGGAGCAUCAAGUGAAGAUGAGUUGCAGAAGCUCAGAGAUAAUCUCCUGACAAAUGCUCGAGAUAUCCUGUCCUCUUGGCUUGACAAACUUCAUGGGUCUGAGAUUACUGACAACUCCAUCUUUUCUGACCUCCCCACAUUCUGGGAAGAAGAAUUCCACAAAGAUAUGGAAUCACUCAAUGUGUUGCCAGCAGAUGUUUUGACUCGGGUCAGCGAGUACGUACCAGAAAUCAUUGAUUUCGUGAAGAAAAUCAUUGAAAAUGGUUUCGCGUACGAGUCUGGUGGAUCUGUGUAUUUCAACACGACAACCUUUGACCAGAAAGACGACCACCAUUAUGCCAAGCUGGUCCCCGAGGCAUACGGAGAUAACAAGGCACUGGCUGAAGGAGAAGGUGAACUCAGUGUGUCAGAAGAACGACUUGGAGAAAAGAAAAGUGUCAACGAUUUCGCCGUGUGGAAAGCGUCCAAGCCAGGAGAACCGUCCUGGGACUCCCCAUGGGGGAAAGGUAGACCAGGCUGGCAUAUUGAGUGCUCUGUAAUGGCCAGCUGCAUAACGGGUGAAUCCAUGGACAUACACACAGGGGGUUAUGACCUCAAGUUUCCCCAUCACGACAAUGAACUUGCCCAGUCAGAGGCAUAUUUUGGCCAUGACAGCUGGGUGAGAUACUUCCUCCAUUCUGGUCACCUGACCAUUGAGGGCUGCAAGAUGUCGAAAUCUCUCAAGAACUUUGUGACAAUCAAGGACGCGCUGGCGUCGUACUCGGCCCGGCAGAUCCGCUUCCUGUACCUGCUGCACUCCUGGAAGGACACGCUCGACUACAGCGGCAACACCAUGGAUAUCGCUAUACAGUACGAGAAACACAUGAAUGAAUUCUUCUUGACGGUGAAAGACAUCAUGAGGAAGUCUGCAAGUCACGGGGUUGCUGCUUUUGAGAAGUGGACGGAUGCUGAAACCAGCUUGAAUGAAAAAUAUCUGGACAAGCGACAGGCAGUCUACGAAGCUCUCUGUGAUUCUGUAGACACAAGAACAACACUGGAUCACAUACGGGAACUGGUAACCGCUAGCAACAGCUAUGUUGCUAAAGCCAAGGCAGAGAAGAGACGACCCAAUCAGAAGCUUCUUUACAAUAUCGCAUCCUAUGUGACUCAGUUGUUUAAGGUAUUUGGAGCUAUAUCUGGAGACCAGUCUAUUGGUUUUCCACAUGGAGAUGCUCAGUCUAGUGAUCUUGAAGAAACAGUGAUUCCAUAUUUGAAAGUGCUUGCUGACUUCCGGGAGAAUGUUAGACAGAGUGCUAAGGAGCAGAAAGCGACGGGUAUUCUGAAAAUGUGUGAUGAUAUUCGCGACAAUGUUCUCCCGAACCUGGGUGUGCGACUCGAGGACCAUGAAGGGGAGCCUCCAGUUAUCAAGCUGGUCGACAGGCAGAUGCUGCUCAAAGAACGUGACGAAAAAAUCCAAGCUGCUAAAGAAGCUCAGAAGAAAAUUCCUCCCUCAGAGAUGUUUAAAAGUGAAACUGACAAAUAUUCCAAGUUCGAUGAUCGGGGACUGCCUACCCAUGAUGCUGAAGGAAAUGAGCUGACCAAGUCGGCACUGAAGAAACUAACAAAGUUGUUCGAAGCUCAGGAGAAGAAAUACAAGGAUUAUCUCCAGAGUCAGAAGGAUUCUGGCAGUGGGGAUAAACCGGCAGAAUCUUAAAUACUCGGUCAAAGAGAAUUUUAGAUGCAAAAAACUGUUCAAAACGGAUGACACAAUAUCAUGCUCCCCCAGUGAUGUCUUCAUAGACAAAUAACAUUGUUGUUUGGUGUAUUAUGUUGCUAUUUAAAAAAACAAGAAAAAAAGUAUAAUUUCUUCGCUGCUGGUUUUAAGUUCAAAUACUGACUGAAAAUGUUCCACCAGUGUUGUCAUAACAACAGAGGAAUGACAUUGUACUUAUAUUGCUUUAUGUUGUCUCUUCUUAAAAAUUGUUAUAAUUUCUCUACUUUUGCUUUUAGUGUAAACGCUGAUUGAAAAUUUAAAGCACAAAACACAAGAUGUUUUAGAUGGUACUCAGGCCUCAAAAGGAUUUAAAAAAAAAAAAAAAUUAUUAUUAUUUUAUUUUUUUGCAUUCUUAGCUAUUUUAAGGCACAAGUAUUACUAAAUAUAUAAUAAGUGUAGUUUUUAAUGUAUUUUUGUCUUAAAUGUUAUUGUUUUAAUGGUUCAGCAAGAGCUAGGGCAGCCCUACCUGUCCAGUCUUACUGACUAUGUUAUCUUUAUUUUUCUCUUUUUAAACUUAUAUAACCUAUCCAGUAGUCCUCUAGUCAGUGCCCGUGUCUCGGGGUGUCACACUUGGUGCUGAAUUUCUUACCUCGUGCUACUUUCAUUUUCAUUUUGUGUUAUAAUGUCAGGAGCCAAAGCAUUAUUAGUUAUUAGGCACAUUUUGUUCAAAAACUCUGUUGAUGAUUUUGUAAGUGACAGCUUAAAAUUCAGUAAUGUAAUCUUUGUUUAAAAUUUUAUUUACUAGUUUUUGGGUGUAACAUUUAUAAACUCUGUUAUUUACCUUAAAUUAAAAGUGUUUUGAACAAUUCAUAAGCAUAGGAAACUAAUAUUUGUGUUACAACAUUAGCAUCCCAUUGAGUCUUUAGACUGAAAGGCUAAACCUCUACACCAUUGAUGACAAUACUCACUAACAGGUAACAUGAAGUUUACUCAGCCUUAUAUUCAUAUAUAGAGUGUUUUUCGGUAUCGUCAAUACAUUAUUUUUAUUCCUAAUAUAUGAUAUUGACGAUACCGAAAUACACGAGGGUAAUAAUCUCUUUAUCGUAUAAUCUCAAGCUUAAUACAAAGUGUUUU